AUGUAUUAUGACGAUAUGGCGUAUCCGUAUCCUGGUAUUAGAUUCCGCAACCAUACACCUGAGAUCUCAUCGCUUCAAGGGAAAGAGCACGGUGAUUGGUGUAAACUAACUAAGGAAGAAAUAAAGACUUUGUAUCGCCAUAGCUUUCGACAGACUUUGGCAGAAGUUUCUGCUCCUAAUGGACAGUGGAAAUUGGGAAUGGCAUAUGGUUUCCUUUUUAUCAGCAUAAGUCUCAUGUUUUACGUAUUUGCACGUUUGUUUGUCGUGACACCCUCAAAGAGUGUCAUUGAAUUGCCGGAGUACAAAGAAGCUCUUCUUUACAAGAAGAUGUUCAGCCGAUCAGGGUCAGUCGCCAAGGCCUACCAGUUCGAUGUCUCAACAAUGCGUUUUAGAGAUUAG
Molecule: messenger RNA, 399 nt
Organism: Heterobilharzia americana
Lineage: Eukaryota; Metazoa; Platyhelminthes; Trematoda; Strigeidida; Schistosomatidae
Source: the annotation of a GenBank genome assembly